Molecule: messenger RNA, 2739 nt
Organism: Dictyostelium discoideum AX4
Lineage: Eukaryota; Evosea; Eumycetozoa; Dictyosteliales; Dictyosteliaceae
Exons: 1
Coding region: 1-2739 (912 amino acids)
Biological process (GO): response to stress
Source: RefSeq, a predicted model, not a curated record
AUGCCUUUAACUAAAACAGGCACAACGAAAAAAAGAAGUGAUGAACCAACUGUUUCAUCAUCCAAAUUAAAAAAUAAAUCAACAACAACAUCAUCGUCACCAUCAGAAUCUGUUGCAACCACACCACCAAUAACAACAAAAACAACAACAACAACAACAACAAAAAGAGAUAUUCACACACCAAGCCCAGAAUUAUUAGAGUAUUUAAGAUUGGUAGAAAGGGUUGAGAAUUUAGCUCUAACUAGAAAUUGGAAACCUUCAUCCUCAAAAAAAGUUAAAAUAAUUAAUAAUCUUGAUGAAUUACUACUAACAAUUAAUGAAAUUGACGAAAAUGAUUAUAAUAAUAAUAAUAAUAAUAAUAAUAAUAAUAAUAAUAUUAAUUCUUCAAUCAAAUUAGAAAAAGUGAAAAAAGUUGAAAAAGAAAUAGAGAAAGGAGAAAAAAUAAAAGAAAAUAAAGAAAAAGAAAAAGAAAAAGAAAAAGAAAAAGAAAAAGAAAAUGAAAAUGAAAAUGAAAAUGAAAAUGAAAAUGAAAAUGAAAAUGAAAAUGAAAAUGAAAAUGUAAAUGAAAAAGAAAAAGAAAAAGAAAAAGAAAAAGAAAAAGAAAAUGAAAUUAAAGAAAAAGAAAUUAUAAUUAAAAAAGAAGAACCAAAAGAGAAAAUUAAAAAAGAAGUUAGAAUCAAAGAGAAUGAAGAAGUCAAGGAAAAACAAAACAAAAAAUUAUCAAGUACAUUAAAACAAUUAAAGAGAUUUAGUAUACAUGAGGAUGUUUUAGAUUAUCUCUCAAAUUCAACAUUGUCAGGUGCACCACCUCCACCACCUCCACCUUCAUCACCAUCACCAUCACCAUCAACACAACAAAAAACACCUCAAACCCCUAAAACACCACAAACACCACAAACACCACACACAUCAUAUCAAACACCACUACAAACACCAAAAACACCAAUGGAUACCUAUUCAAGUGAUAAUGAUAAUUCUUCCACACCAAUUAAAGUGCCAACCCUAAGUAGUUUAAUUGAAGAAGAUGAAGAGGAUGAGGAUAUUGAACUUAUCAUAUUAAAUUCUGCAAGAAAAAAUAAAAGAAUACCUAAUAAAUAUUUAGUUAAUCAAUAUGAUGACGAUGAUACUGAAGAAGAGGAAGAUGAUCAUUCAAAAACUCCUUCUAAAUUAUUAACACCAAUGAUAACACCAAGUAAAGAAAUUGCACAACAACAAAAAAUAAAUGAUGAAAAAUUAAAACAACAACAACAAAAAAUAAAUGAUGAAAAAUUAAAGAAAGAAAAAGAAAAAGAAAAACAAGAUGAUGAUAAUAUUUUAGAACAGCUAAAUAAAGUAACAAUUACACCAAAAAGACAGCAGCAAACUUUACCAAUUAAAGAUCAACAAAAAGAUUGUACAUUAAUAACUAAAACUACAAACACAACCACAGUUGCUACUCCAACACCAACAACAACAACAACAAUAACAAACCCACCAAAACCAAUAACUAGAGAUACAUCAUCACUUCAUUUAUUAACAAAACAAUUUAGGUUAACAAGUAUUGGUGAUACAUCAAAUGAUCAACAUAAUGAAACAAUUGAAAGUUCAUUACCAGUAUCAUCAUCAUCAUCAUCAUCGUCAAAAACUAUAGCAACAACAACGACAACAACAAUUGAUAAUGAAAAUCAAGAACAUAUAAAAUUUGGAAGUGUUCAAUCAUUUUACCCGGUUGAACCAAAUAAUGAUAAAUUUAAUGAAUCAAUGAUGUGUUCACCAUUGAAUUUAGAUACAGCUCAUUUACCAGGAGUUGUUCAAUUCUUUGAAAGGGAUAAAAAGAUUCAUGCAAUUAGUUACUUUAAACGAUAUAAUCAUACAGUUUUUCAAAAUAAAUUUCCAGAGGAUAUGAUAGUUUGGAGUGAUCAACAUUUAUCAACACCGGGUAAAACAUCGAUCACUAAAAAGAAUGAUUUCAAUUUGGCAAAGAUAAUACUAUCAACAAAGUUAAUAUCAUCAGUUGAAACAUUGGCCAAUGUAUUAUGUCAUGAAAUGUGUCAUGCUGCAACUUGGAUGUUUGAUAACUCAAAGAAGGCACAUGGUAGUGAAUUUAAAUUUUGGGCAAGAAUAGCUCAAACCCAAUAUCCAGAGUUAUCAAUUGAUAUGUGUGAUAACUUUAAAUCCUCGUUUGCAUAUCACUACAAAUGUCAAUCAUUAUCUUGUGAUGUCAGUUUCGGUAGAAGUACUCCAAAUGAUGAAUUGCUCUAUUGUGGUAAAUGUGGUUCACCAAUUGUUCCCGUUGAAAAGGUAGAGACUGAAUCAAGAUUCGAUAGAUUCCUAAGGGAUAAUUUCAAUGAAACUAAAUUAAAACAUCCAUCUCUAACUCCGGAUGAAGUUAAAUCAAUCAUUCAAUUAAGAUGGAGAAAAUUAGAAAUUGAUCGUGAAAAAUUAAAGAAAAAAGAACAACAAUUUAUAAAUAACAAAAAUUUAAUUACUAAUGAAUUUAUAUCAUCAACAUCAACCUCAACAUCUGCAAUAAAAAAUAGAACAACAACAACAACACCAACACCAACAACAACACCAGAAGAAUCUAAUUCAAAAAAUAAUAAUAGUAAUUCAACAUUAAAUUCAUCAACAAAACCAAUACUAAAAAAAGCAUCUUCCACUGCAGUUGGAAAUAAUAAAACCACUAGUGGUAAAACAAAGUUAAUUCCUAUUGAUGAUUUACCACAAAUCUCUACUAUUAAAAAAUCUUUAAAAAAAUAA